UACCUACUCUGUAUCCGUUUGUUUUUCAAUCCUAAAUAUAGACUUUUCAUUCGAAUUCGAUUGCGGCGUGAAAUAAUACAAAAGUUCCUAAAAAUUGUUUCAAAAAUAUUACAUUAUUAAUUCAAUUUUAACUUGACGAGCACUGCCGCAAAACAAUAUUGAGAAGAAAUCAAUUCUAACAAAAUGUUUACGUUUACGAUUCUCGAAGCAGACUAAACAAAGGCUGAGUGUGUACUCCGGCGACCGCCAACUCGGAACUACCAGCCCGAUUUAUCUUUCACCACCAAAGCCCCACUCCUUCCUACCGUUGACUGACGGCUGUCAUUCGAACAUUUGACCCGUGAGCACCGAAAAUCCUCAACCGUGACACAAUUGCAUCAUGGAUCUCAGCCAAACACGGGUUUAUGCAAUGCCAUUUUGUGUAAUCUUGAAGAAUAACCACUUCACAAAUCCAGCCCAGCUCGGCAAAUUAUUCUGAACCCUGACUCACAGGUGCAAUGUAUAAAAAUAAAUAUCAUCUAUUUCCGAUACAUCACAAUUGAGAUUGGAACGAUAACAUAAAUUACUUUUGAAUUGCAGAUUAUUGGCACGAUCUUACUUUAUUUAUAACUAUUCACUUGAUUGGUGAAUAUUACCGUCGACACCAUAUGCUUUUUGGCACAAUAAUACUUGCGAAAGUGUACAAAAGUCCGUGCUUGUUUCUCGCGCCCCCAAUUUAGCGACCUCGGUCGCUGUCGAAGCAUGUCGGGAUGACCGAUUAAGCGUUCAAUUUUGCUCUUCGCUGUGUAUAAAUCUUUCAUCGCCGCAAUGCCGCCCGUCCACGUGCCCAACUACAAUAAAUGGAACAGACCCCCCACCGCUGUCUACGAAGAUAAUUAUGGCUACGGUAUAAAUUUCUAUCAACCAAUGAUUGACUACAUCUCAGCCAAAGAGCACGGAGUCGCCGCUAAACCACCACACUUGCCGUGGAAUAACGAGAGGGCUUUAGAUAAAUACAGAUUUAAUAAGCCGAUCCGUGCGUAUUCGGAAGAGGAUCUCACUCGGAUCUCGCAUGAUAUUGCUGAGCAGGCCAAACGAGAUCUGAAUACGUUUACCGUGGGCAAACGCUCGCCCUUUUCAGUGAUAGCCACAGCCGCGGCCGCGAAUGUCACAAAACACGUAGGCGUUGAAAGCGUUACAGUAAAAGCAAAGAAGAAAAAAAUGGAAAGAGAAAAGUAUAAAGCUGAACGUCAGAAAAAGAGAAUGCAAGAAAUAGAAAAAGAACUUGACCUUUACGAAAAAGAAGUCAACUUGGGUUCAGAGCUGAGACAAAAAGCAGCAAUGUAUAGAGGAAAAUCAGCAAAAGCUAUCGCGCAAACUCUAUUAGAAGAAAGUAGAAGGAAUGUUCAAAAUGAAAGAAUGUACAAGCCUGACUUCCAGGCUUCAAGGACUUUGGUUAAUCGAGAUUACACGAAUUUGUCCAAAAAUGUAUUAGCAAAAGCUUUAAUGGAAUCUAAGGCGAUGAACUCGUGCGACAGUCGGGUCACAGAAUCCAUAACAGAAACGGUGAGAGUACGUGAAACUUCACCUACAACUUGCGUAGUAAGAAUAAAUACUGAGCUCCCGGCAAUCGAUAACUCGUACCUGAAUCAAUUAAACGAAUUAAAAGAAACCGUGAAGCAGUUUGAUGAUCUGAGUGUGUACAUUCUAAAUGAUAGCAGGUGGGACUUAAAUAAGUUGGGUGUUCAUGUAUUAUGUAAUACUAAUUUCUAACAAGUUACAGUUGUGUAUUGGUGAGAGAUCACUUCGAUAAAGCGGCACGACAUGAGAACCCUCUCAUCGUGGCCGCCGGUAACUAC
Messenger RNA from Bombyx mandarina (wild silkworm), 1838 nucleotides. Its product is annotated as paramyosin, short form-like. The record is from RefSeq and is a predicted model, not a curated record. Lineage: Eukaryota; Metazoa; Arthropoda; Insecta; Lepidoptera; Bombycidae.